Molecule: messenger RNA, 1172 nt
Organism: Boleophthalmus pectinirostris (great blue-spotted mudskipper)
Lineage: Eukaryota; Metazoa; Chordata; Actinopteri; Gobiiformes; Gobiidae
Gene: ntpcr
Product: nucleoside-triphosphatase, cancer-related
Exons: 5
Coding region: 55-633 (192 amino acids)
Molecular function (GO): ATP hydrolysis activity
Source: RefSeq, a predicted model, not a curated record
UGUUUACGGAAGUCCCAGAGCCGAAACGUGGCGAGUGUUGUGAAUGAAGUGGGGAUGAUCAAACACGUUUUCUUGACAGGACAACCAGGUGUGGGAAAGACCACUCUGGUGCAGAAAGCCUGUGAGUCUCUGGUAUCAUCGGGAGUGACUGUAGAAGGUUUUUACACAGAGGAGGUGAGGGCAGGGGGGCGGAGAGUCGGCUUUGAUGUGGUCACUCUGACAGGAAAGAGGGGUCACCUGUCCCGAAUCAGAGAUGUGGCCGGUCCAUCUCGUGGCACACGGGAGUACACAGUCGGGCAGUAUGUGGUCGAUUUGCCUUCUUUUGAAAACCUAGUUCUUCCCCUCUUCAGAAAUGUGGACUCAGGAGGAGUGACUAAAAAGGUCUUCAUCAUUGACGAGAUCGGUAAAAUGGAGCUGUUCAGCCAGUCAUUCAUCAGAGCCGUGAAACAGACUCUGGAUUCCUCCUCUUGCACCAUCCUGGGAACCAUCCCAGUCCCCAAACACAAACCUUUGGCUCUGGUGGAGGAGGUGCGGGCCCGGAGCGACAUCAGGGUCUAUACGAUUUCUAAAGAAAACAGAAACUCCAUUCUCCAGGACGUCUUAUCCACAGUGAAUGAGUGCCUCAAACCCUGACCAGAUCUGACCCUGUGCAUGUUGUGUGAAGGUUUCUCUAAAGCCUUAAUCCCAAUGCUGUUUGUAUGUACAAGAGUAAGCCCACAGAAAGACAUUUGACAUUGUUUUGACCCAUCCCAGUCUGCUGAUGAGCAAUUCUGUCACAUACAUACAUUCAUACGCCCCAUUCACGGUUUUCAGGCUGCCCUAAAGUGGCCUGCAUUGUGAAUAAUUGAUGAUGAGAAAUGGCAGAGUACAGAAUACCUUGGUUAUUGUGUAAAUACAGUUCAACCCCCACAAACAAGCUUCCUUUUUUCCUGUAUUACAUUUAGCUGAGCCAGCAUUUUUAUGUCUUUUUGUAAUAUUUUAAUUUGGUCAAAAGGAGAAGCCAUAUUCCAAUUUCUUUUAAUAGUAGCUAUGUGAAUGAUAUUUUAAGCCUUUAGUUAAACUUCAAAAACUGAUUUACUUGUACCUAUGAAUAUUUAACAUCUCAACUGUUGGCCAGUGUAGUUCAUUCAUAGCCCGACUGAAAAAAGAGAAUAAAAUCAGUUUUGCAUCAA